Messenger RNA from Cuscuta europaea, 5405 nucleotides. NCBI's taxonomy places the organism in Eukaryota, Viridiplantae, Streptophyta, Magnoliopsida, Solanales, Convolvulaceae. The record is from the annotation of a GenBank genome assembly.
CCUACAUAUAAGAAUGUGUCAAACGCCGCUGUAGCAAUCAAAGCCCUAACGUGCAGUCAAUGUUGAAGCAUGCUACCGGUCUUGCUCUUGCCAAUUCGACCAUCACCUUGUCUUCAUCAACCCCCACAAAAAUUGGCACUCUCUCAGUGCGAUUCUUGGCUACUUCAUACACAGAGAUAUCAUCUCCCGCCACACAUUCUUCACAAGACUCAGAUUUCCGAUCUCAAGUGCCACUUGAUCCUGCAUCAGUGGGUGUUGUCCAGGACAAGGACCUUCUCAGAAAGACUCCUGAUGGAGAGAUUCUAUUCCUUAAACUCCUCGACAGGGGUGCAAUGGAAGCAGAUGCCAGUCUAUAUCACAAACUCUUCAAAAUCUGUGCGGAUUACAAAAGACCGAAAGAAGGCAGACUUGUUCACAACCAUUUCCUUCGUUCCAGGUUCAACCAUGACGUUGUGCCUUACAAUACGUUAAUUAACAUGUAUUCUAAGUGCCACUGUAUAGAGGAGGCUCAAAAGGUGUUUGAUGAAAUGCCCAAAAGAGAUAUGGUGUCUUGGGCUACACUGAUCACUGGAUAUUCGCAAAAUGAGAGAUAUGUUCAGGCAUUGACUACUUUUCGUGAGAUGCUAAGGGCUGGAUUCAAUCCUAACCAAUUCACUUUUGGGAGCAUUCUCAAGUCGGCUGGUUCUGACACCACUGAUAUUGUGAUGGGCAGACAAAUACAUGAUUUUAGUUUGAAACAGGGGUUUGAGGAGAGUGUUUAUGUGGGAAGCGCUCUUAUAGAUAUGUACGCCAGUUGUGGAGAGUUGGAUGAAGCCAUGUUAGUCUUUCAGGCCAUGAGGGUCAAGAAUGAGGUUUCUUGGAAUGCUUUGAUUUCAGGGCAUGCUAGGAAAGGGGAGGGAGAAAAUGCUUUGAAUCUUUUCUUGGAUAUGAAAAGAUCCAGGUUUGUCCCAACCCAUUAUACAUUUUCAAGCCUUUUCACUGCCUGUGCUUCUACUGGAGCUUUGGAGCAGGGAAAGUGGCUCCACGGGCAUAUGAUCAAAUCAGGCUUGCAACUCGUAGGUUUUCUCGCCAACACUCUGCUGAAUAUGUAUGCCAAGUCGGGUAGCAUUGAAGAUUCCAAAAAAGUUUUCAAACGAAUGGUGAAAAGAAAUAUAGUUUCGUGGAAUUCAAUGCUUACCGCCUCUGCCCAACAUGGACUGGGGAAUGAGACUGUAGCACUCUUUGAGGAAAUGCUUAUAGCUGGUUAUGAACCAAACGGGGUGACCUUCCUCUCUGUCCUCACCGCUUGUAGCAGGUCUGGCCUUUUAGACAAAGGAAUGCAUUAUUUUGAAUUAAUGAAUACAUUAAAGGCCGAACGUGAAAUUUCACAUUUCGUGACGAUUGUUGACCUACUUGGCCGAUCAGGUCAACUCGACCGUGCCCGAAGGUUCAUAAAUGAUAUGCCUGUUGAACCCACAGCCGAAAUCUGGAAAGCAUUGUUAGGGGCAUGUAGAAAGCACAAGAACAUGGAGUUGGGCGUCUUUGCUGCAGAGCGGGUCUUUGAACUCGAUCCAUACGACUCUGGGCCCCACGUCUUGCUGUCCAAUAUCUAUGCUUCAGCUGGAAGGUUGAGUGAUGCGGCAAAAGUGAGAAAGGCGAUGAACGAGACUGGAGUAAAGAAAGAACCUGCAUGCAGUUGGUUGGAGAUUGAGAAUUCUGUUCAUGUGUUUGUGGCAAAUGACGAGUUCCAUCCAUAUAGAAAGGAGAUGAGAAAAAAGUGGAAUGAGAUAUAUGAGGAGAUUAAGAAAAUUGGGUAUGUGCCCGAUACAAGCAAUGCCCUUUGGUUUGUGGACCAAAGGGAAAGAGAGGAAAGGUUGCAAGAUCACAGCGAGAAACUGGCUUUAGCUUUUGGGAUUCUAAACACUCCGCCCGGUUCAACAAUACGGAUAAAGAAGAACAUUAGGGUUUGUAGUGAUUGCCAUACUGCUUUUAAGUUCGUUUCAGUGGUGGUUGAUAGAGAAAUCAUUUUGAGAGACACCAACCGGUUCCAUCACUUCUGCAAUGGUGCUUGUUCAUGCAGUGACUACUGGUAACAUCACAAAGUUAUAGCUUUUAUGGAACAAUAUUUAAGUUUGUUUCUGUGGUGGUUAACAGAGAAAUCAUCUCCAGAUACAAUAGUUUUCUUCCAGCAGUGUUGGUUGUCGUUUAUUAUGCAAGUGGGCUUAAUAGGCAAGCAGAUCUUUUCUUAUACUGAAAAUGUUCUCGAUUUGUUUGUUGCGACUACAAGUGUUUUCUUACUUGGUUGGUCAUGGAAAUGUCAUUAUUGGAUCUUUGCUUGGUGGCUCACUUUUAAGUCUCGAUAUCGAGAAGAUAUUGCCAUCACCGGGUUGUACUUGAGAGAUGCUCCUGGUCAGUUCCAUUGCAAAGAGAUAAAAAAAACUUCAUAUUUUGAGGCUAGAUGACCAUAUCCUGACGAGAGAAUACUAUAAAUUUGGAGGUAAUUUUUAUGGGUUAUAUCUUCCAGAUCCCUGUUACCGUGUUAAUCGACUCACGUGUUGCACAUAUAAUGAAUGGGAUUAAUUUAUUUUUGAAAAUAAUUCAUUUCAUGAAUAUUGUGCAUAUACAUACUUCAACAACAACAACAACAUCCAAGCCUUAAUCCCAAAAGAAUUUGGAGUCGGUUAACAUGAAUCGAUCUAUGAUAUCGACGCCAAACAGAGAGAAGGACAGGGGGAAGAAGUAAGAUAAAACGGAUAAAAUAAAGAUAAAAUAAAUACUAGUAUAAGAUAAUAGUAACAUGAGAAUAUAAGAAAGAUAAAAGAUGAUAAAAUAAAAGAGCAUAAAAAAGUUAGAAGAUAAAAAUAACAUAAGAAGAUAAAAGAAAAGAGAGGAAAUAGCAUCAAUCAUCCACACGGAUGUGCAUAUACAAACUUAUUGUAUAAAAGUUAAAAUAUGAAAUAGCAUUAUAUUAGAGUACAUGUAUGAUAAUUGUUAGAGAUAUACUACAAACGGUAACCUCCAAGCCUUAGUCCCAAAAGAGUUUGAGGUUGGCUGACAUGAAUUGACACAUGAAAAUAUGAAAUCGGAGCUAAAAAGAUAAGAAAGAUAACAAGAUAAGAUAAGAUAAGUAUAAGAUAAAUCAAAAGUGGUCCUGAUUAAGCUAAAAAUCGGAACCUUCCCCUCUGGACGCCCCCCUUACCUAAGAUUCGCGAUGCUUUAAAGGCGUUAAUGUUCGCCCAACCCUUCUCGGUUAGUCUUCUUAAAUCAAAAGCGGUCCUGAUUAAUUUCAAUUCCGACAUAGAUUUCCAUCGUUUUUGGGAAAAAAACACCUGGGAUGUUUUUGGAUCUAAGAUGGUUGUUACUUGAUGGACCUCAUCCUUCUCUGUCGAUCGGGAUUCCCCUAUCGCACCGGUAUGGGUUGCUCUAGAAGGGCUUCCCAUCCAUCUGCAUGAUGUACGUGCCCUGAAUUCCAUUGCUACAGUUCUUGGAAAACCUAUUCGUAUUGAUGUCCCUACUGCUAAUUUCUCCAGACCGUCUGUAGCAAGAAUAUGUGUUGAAAUUGACAUAUCUCAGGAACUCCCCAAUUAUAUUUGGAUUGGAAAUGGUAAAAAUGGGUUUUUACAGACAAUUGUCUAUGAAAAUUUACCUGUCUACUGCCAUAAGUGUUCUCGGUUUGGCCACAAAUUGACUGGCUGUUCUUGGGCAACCUCAAUUUUGGGGCCUAAACCAAGGAAUUUGGCUAACGACUACCACUAAUGCUGUGGUUCCUGCUCCUAGUUAUGAUUCUACUGCUGAUAAGGCUAAUGCUGCCCAGGUUGUUUCAGCACAGCCUGGAAUCAGUGCCUUACCUGGACUCUUUGCUGCUUAUAUACCCUAGACCUCUGCUUCUCUUGGUGUUGAUCCUGUUUUUACAGGUGGUAGUGGUUCUGAUUGUGUUGCCCCGGUAAACACAUGAAUUGAUAGUUGCUCUGUAAAGUUUGAUGCCCAACAAUCUGUUAUUGGUACACCAUUACCAACUAGUGAGGCCCCUUGUGAUAAUAUUGUCUGCAGCUAUUCAAACUGGAAUUCCUGAUAAAACCACUGCUAUUCUGAGUGAUGCAGUUGUUUACACUGAUACCUCUGUUGUUGCUUCAUUAUGUGCCCCUGAUACCUCUUUUUUUGUUAAUUCAGAACACCCUGUUGCAGUCCCUAAUGCUCUUGUUGCACCUGCUGAUACUUAUACAACAUCUUCUGUUGAUAAUUCUGAUAAUUCUGAUAAAUUUAUGGCUGUCCCUAUUGCUCUUGUGGCCCCAGCUGUCCCAUAUGCAGUUGUGGCUCCUGAUGAUUCUGUGGUUAAUAAAGAAGUAGCUAUUACUUCUGCUGCUGCUCUUAAUGCUCAAAAUUCUGCUCUAACCACCCUUAAUGAUGCUACAACAGUCUGUCAUGCACCUGCUGUGACUUUUGAUGCCCCUACUGCUCCUUUUGAUGCGAACAUUACUCAUGCUACUGUCUCUUGUGUCCCUGUUUUGGAUGCCAAUCCUGAAGUGACACAAAUUGCAAGUGAAACCAUUAAGCCAAGUUCCUUUUCAAUGGUUUCAGCUCCUUCUGCAGUGUUGUCUUUCAAUGCUGCCCACCGGCCCUUGGAUGUUGAUAAGGAUGAACCCCCGGUGGCUACCCGUUCCGUGGCGGUAACCGUGGGUGUUCAUCCACUGGUUAAACGUAAUGAUGAUGCCAAUGAUUGCCUUGAGGACCGAACAGGAAAUGACGAGACCCUCUCUGAUCCACCACUUAAAAAUACAGUUACUACGCUUGCCACACUACUGUCCGGUGAUGAAUCUCUUUCUGAGGACAGUCAAUUACUAACCUUUUCAGUUUCAGGUCACCAAGACAAGCACCCAGCGGAAGAGGAACUCCUCGACGGACUUACUCCACACUUACCACCACAGGAAGACCUAGACGGCUUUACUAUAGUGAAGGCAAAGAAAAAUAAAGGCAAUUGUGCCACGCCCCAAAAUGCAAAUCCGGAACCCAGACAACUAUUCUACGAGGUGGGCUACACAUCACACCCGAUGAUCACAAGAAGUCAAUCCAGACGCCCGCAAGAUGAAGAUGACUACUACAUUUACCCGGUUGAUGCAAGGCUGGACUCUCCACACAAACUGGCUACGACACUCGCACGACACAGGUCCUCCAAACCGGAAGCAAAAACUUAUCAACCAUAUCUCUGAAAGGCUAUUCAGUUCCAUAACAGAUAUAACAGACCCAUUUCGUCUACAGUCGGAUACCCUCAAAAAAACUUCGACCGUUAAACCCUUGUUUUUUAUCAUCUUUAUGCUUUUUCUUAUGUGUACCGUUCCUUAAACUUUCUUGUAAUCUACUUAAUUUUAAUAAAUUUGGGUAGUGUUCCCCGGCGCUCCCGCCACCACGUGUGGUUAUUUCCGGAAAAA